AUGUCCAAUAACUCCAGUAAAAGAGGAAUUUCACCAACUUCUAAGCCAAAUAAAAGGUCCAAAUCUGUAACCCCUACAACUGACGACUCAGUGCUUGACAAUGUCGAACCUUUAACUACUGAAAAAUAUGUGCAUUGUACACAAAUGUCUCUAUCGUCACCAGAUUCUCCAUGUCGCAGCCCCUCUAUCUUUACGUGCAGUAUGCCAACGGUAAGACUGGUUGACAUACAAGACACUAUACCUACGUGCAUUGAAAAGUCAGCACAGUCUACUAAACAGUAUGUGCUACUAAGGCCUAAGUCUAAAAUUUCAAAAAUUAAAGAGUCCAAUGGUCCACCUCAUACGCACCAAAAUACUGAUAGAUAUAGUAAUGACAUCCGACAGCUACAAUACUCUCUAUCCGAAAUUAACGGCAAACUUGAGCAAUUAGCACCCCUCACUCAUAUAUGGGGCCUUGAUACAGACAGAAAUCUUGAGCAACUCACUAAAGCUGAGUGUAUUUUGGAGUUUGUGGCUGAAGAAGUGACGAAGAGAGUAAUGUCCUCCUUCAAUGCAGUUGUGUAUAACCUCCCCGACCGCACACACCCAUCUAAGUUAAGAGAUAUUUGCCUUAGAGCAUGCGGUAUGCCGAACGUUAACUGCAAAGUCAUCCGCCUUAGAAAAAAAGUCAGACAGAUCAACUUGCCCCCUCUUGUUUAUGUUUGGCUGUUGUAA
Molecule: messenger RNA, 714 nt
Organism: Schistosoma intercalatum
Lineage: Eukaryota; Metazoa; Platyhelminthes; Trematoda; Strigeidida; Schistosomatidae
Source: the annotation of a GenBank genome assembly